CAGGGGGCUCAUCUCUUCUUAAAAUUUGAGGAUAUGGAAGAAAAUGAGCAAGUGUCUCCGCAGAUGGUCUGUCCUGUGGAAACUGUUGAUGCGAAGUACAUUGCAAAAAUUAGUACCAUUCUUGUUGCCACAAUCCAGGAAGCAAAAGACCGAUUAUCUCAGAUAGAAUAUAUAUUCUGCAGUCAACUUUUCCCAAAUUUCCAGUCAGUAUCUAAAAGACUGCAGGAAAUUUAUAUGGAAGCAAAGGACGAAGCUGAAACUGCGUGGAAACAAAAGGAAAAUGACCUUUUACUCCAAUUAGAAAAGAUCCAGGUUGUGAAGCAACAUAUUCUUGAAGAAAAUCUGAUUCUGAAGUCGGAGAAUGCAAAACUAUCAGAUGGUGAUUUUAUUUGGAAAAAGCAUUUCAAAGAGCUUCAAGAAAAGAUAGAUCACAAAAGUGAUGAGCUAAACAAGUUAAGAGCAGAAAAUGAAGAGUUAGGUAAGCAUUGUGAAUUUAAAGAUUCACUAAUCCGCAAAUAUGAGGGCAUGGAAAGAGAUCUUGUACAAAAAAAUGUCCUUCUAUCAAAGACACAACAACAUCUGGAGCUUGAAGUCCAAGGAUUACAGAAUGAACUCAAGAAAAAAUCAAGAGAAAUUGAUGGAGAUUUGGAAUUGCAACACAAGCUAGUCCAGAUGGCUCAAGAGAAAACUUCAUCUGUGGCAUACAAAGAAAGGCAACUGAAGAGAUAUGAAGAGAAAAUACAAAUGCUUCUUGCUGAACAUGAAGAAGCACAAGGAAAGAUUGGGAAGCUUCAACAUGAACUGACAGAAAAGAACACUGCGAUAGAAAAAGCAUCGGAGGUACAAGAAAAUUUACUAAAAAAGGUUCAAUCCAAGGACCUGGAGAAUGAACAAAUGCUGUGUAAAUUUCAGGGUGAGAAAGAACUUCUUAUGGAAAAAGUAAAGAAUGUGGAAAUUCAUGCUCAUGAGCUUCAGGUAGAAGUCAUGAAGAAAAAUGUUGAAGUGGAGGAGGGAAGGAAAUUACAGGAAAAGUUGCUAAAACAGGUUGAUUUAUAUUGUCAAGAAAGAUCAAAGACAGGGAAGAAGUUAGAAGAGCUUGAGAAGGUGAAGAAGCAUCUACUUGCCAAACUGAAAGACGUUAGAGGAAAUACUGAAGAGCCCCAAGUAAAUCUUCAAGUGAGAAGUGAUGAAUCUUCUGAUGGAUUGGAGUUACAAGGGGAGCUACUUCAGAAAAUUAAAGCAAAAGACUCGGAACUGUUGUCAGCAAAGAGAAAAAUGAAGGAUAUCAGCAGUGCUUAUAAGAGUUUGAAAUCUCAGUACAAUUUCCUAUGUGCACAAGUAGGUCUUACGCCAGAAAAUGUGAGAACCAAAAUAAAACCUGAAGACGAAAGUGAAUUGAGGCAUAACCAAAGUCCUCUGAUUAAAAAUGAUGUGGAGACUGAUGUGCCAAAAGCUAUGAGCAUUUCCUGUGAAGAGGCAAAGCGAAUUAAUAUCCUUGAAAACCCAGGAAAUACUGGAGUUGUUAAAUCAGCUCAAAGAUCAAGUUCUAUAUCACCCCUUGAUGAUGCAAACAUUUCUAUAGCCUCUAAAGAGCGCCUGCACAUGAAGUCUUGCCUACCAGCUGGCACAAAACGUCGUGGAUCUUAUUGGAGAGAUACUAGGUCCCAUCAAAGCCGAGUUGGACCAGAUCCUCAUGAUGAUUUU
Molecule: messenger RNA, 1704 nt
Organism: Cuscuta epithymum
Lineage: Eukaryota; Viridiplantae; Streptophyta; Magnoliopsida; Solanales; Convolvulaceae
Source: the annotation of a GenBank genome assembly